This is a messenger RNA of Olea europaea var. sylvestris, 889 nucleotides long. Its product is annotated as N-terminal acetyltransferase A complex catalytic subunit NAA10-like. The transcript has 2 exons. Lineage: Eukaryota; Viridiplantae; Streptophyta; Magnoliopsida; Lamiales; Oleaceae. Gene Ontology annotation, biological process: N-terminal peptidyl-glutamic acid acetylation. Gene Ontology annotation, cellular component: NatA complex. Bases 88 to 651 code for a protein of 187 amino acids. Gene Ontology annotation, molecular function: protein N-terminal-serine acetyltransferase activity; protein-N-terminal-glutamate acetyltransferase activity. The record is from RefSeq and is a predicted model, not a curated record.
CAACUCAGCAGCUACAUAACCCGCUCCCAAAUCUUCCCCAAAUUCCUAAACCAAAACCAAACCCUAAUCAAUCCCCAAAACGAAGCCAUGGUGUGCAUCCGCAAGGCAACGGUGGAUGACCUUCUGGCCAUGCAGGAAUGCAAUCUCUUCUGCCUGCCGGAAAACUACCAAAUGAAAUACUAUUUCUACCACAUCCUCUCCUGGCCGCAAUUACUUUACGUGGCUGAGGACUACAAUGGGAAGAUAGUCGGGUAUGUUUUGGCCAAAAUGGAAGAGGAGAGCUCUGAAUGCCAUGGACACAUCACCUCCCUAGCUGUCCUCAGGACCCACAGGAAACUCGGCCUCGCCACUAAGCUCAUGAUCGCUGCUCAAAACGCCAUGGAACAGGUAUAUGAGGCAGAGUAUGUGUCACUUCAUGUGAGGAAAAGCAAUCGGGCUGCAUUUAAUCUGUAUACUGAAACACUAGGGUACAAGAUUCAUGACGUGGAGGCAAAGUAUUAUGCAGAUGGGGAAGAUGCUUAUGAUAUGAGAAAGCAACUCAAAGGUAAGAAGCAUCAUCACCACCAUCACCAUCACCAUCAUGGUGGGUGUUGUUCUGGGGAUUCAAAAACAGAAGAGGGGACUGGAGCGCCAGAAGCCAAAGCAGAGUGAAAGUCAUGGUAAAAAUCACGUUUUAAAUUUUGUUAUGUCAUUCAUCUUGUUUGCUUAUUAGAAAGAAAUUGUUGGUUCUGUUACUAUAUGGAAAAUUAUGUGCUGAACAAGAAAAUAUUAUUGUCUGUCAAAGCUCAAUGAACGUUAUCAUCAUGCAUAUUUUAUGUAUUUGGGUACUCUAUAUGCCUCUGUUUGAGGUUUUGUUAUUGAAUAAUUUACGUAGACAAUGUUAUAUUUA